Molecule: messenger RNA, 1224 nt
Organism: Closterium sp. Yama58-4
Lineage: Eukaryota; Viridiplantae; Streptophyta; Zygnematophyceae; Desmidiales; Closteriaceae
Source: the annotation of a GenBank genome assembly
AUGAGGGGACUAUCUACGGUCCCAGACAGCCCCAGCAUGAGGAGACGAGGAGGGGCCGUUGGCAGCAGCAGACAGUUGGGCUAUGGUGGCGCUGCGGGGUCCUGUAAAGAUGUUGCCAUGCCUUUUGAGAGUUCCGUGCCUUUUAGCGACAUGUGUGACGCCGCUGUGCCGUCAGGGGAUGCCGUGCCGUCAGGGGAUCCCGUUCCGGAACGCAUGCCGCUUGAGGCAAGUGAUUGGGUUCCUGGUGGUUCGGCUUCAGGUGAUUCGGGGUACAGUCGCCGCCGCCGAGCGUCUGCCCAGUUUGACUCGUCGUCUGCUGGCGGUGCGGGUGGUGGUUCAGCAGAGGGGGGAGGCGUGCAGGGGAGCGUGCUAGGCCGGCCGUACGUGUCUCUUCAGAGCCGCUUCGUGGUGGGCAGGCGGGAGAUUGGGCGAGGGCAGUUCGGAGUGAUCUACAAGUGUGUGCCUCGUGGGGCGCUUGGUGGGGCUGCGUUCGCAUGCAAGACGAUCAAGAAGAGAAACAUUGAGACAAUCCCUGCAGCAGAGGACAUCCGAAGGGAGGUAGAAGCUCUGGAGCGGGUGAGAGGCCAUCCGGGGAUAGUGGAGCUGAGCCAUACAUUCGAGGACCCCCACGCGGUGCACCUGGUGAUGCAGCUGUGCCGCCAUGGAGAUCUCUUUGACCACGUCAAGACGCGCACACGCCUCCCCGAGCCCACCGCUGCGUGCAUUCUGUCGCAGCUGCUGCACGCGCUGCAGCACUGCCAUGACUCGGGCGUGAUUCACCGCGACGUGAAGCCCGAGAACGUGCUUAUAUAUGCAAGGGGAGGAGGAGGUGGGGACGGCGAGAAGGUGCUUGUCAAGCUGGGGGACUUUGGAGUUGCAACGCGGUUUUCUCCGGGUAUACCAUGCACGGACCCAGUGGGAACGGCCAUGUACAUGUCACCGGAGCUGCUGCAAGGCAGCUACGGGCCGGAAGCAGACGUGUGGAGCGCAGGCGUGGUGCUCUAUGUGAUGCUCUCUGGAGCUCUUCCGUUCUUUGCCACCAAGAACCGCUCGUUGGUGGAUGCGAUAUUGCAUUGGCCGGUUCGGAUGGAGGGGCCGCGGUGGGAAGGAGUGUCGGAGGGAGCGAAAGCAGUGGUGAGGAGGAUGCUUGAGAAAGAUCCAGAGGAGAGGGAAACGAUACAGCAAAUUCAUGAGAUUCCAUGGAUGAAGAAAUUCAAUAGUUGA